AUGAGUUUAAGAAGAAGAAAAUUUAUUUUAUUGUCUUUUGUUUUCUUUGUGGUGGAACUGGUAGUUGGAUAUGAUAAUAUUAUUAAUAAUUAUAGGAAUAUAUCAAGAGAAGUAGUAUAUAAUAAGAAUAUUGUGAUAAAUAUAAAAUUAGAUAAUAAUAUUUAUAAGAAUAAAACAAAUAGUAGAAUAUUAAAAGAAAAUAAAGAAGAAUCCCUUGAAGCUGCUGCUGUUAAUGAGAAAACAAAAGAAGAUGUAAAAGAAUCUUGUAACUAUCAUACAUCCUCAUCAGUAUUUAAUAAUGAUAAAGAGAAUACAUCAAGUUUUAUAAAAACUGGUGAAUCAUAUGAAGGAAAUAAUAUACAAGGUCAAGCUCAAGCAGAAGCAGAAGGAAGUAUAGAAAAUGCAUCAUUAAAUUUAAGAACAAAGAAUGGAACAUUAAUAAAUGAUGAUAUGUUAGAUUAUUAUUUAAAUUUUUGUGAUCAAGUAAAUAAUAAAACAUUUCCAUUUAAUGAAUGUACAAAAUUACAUACAUCAGAUAUGGUAACAUUAUGUAAAAACAAUAAUGAUGAGAAAAGUAAAAUAACAUAUGAUUUAUUAGGAUAUGGAGAGAUGGAUGAUGUGUCUGCUUAUUCUUUAAGUUAUGCUUUAAAUGAUGUUGAGACUAUUAAAGAUUGGAAUAAAAAUAUAUAUAAAUUAAAUUAUUUGAAUUUAAAAAAAUCUGAUAUUCAAGAAAAGAUUGAUAAAAAUGAAAAAAUAAAUGUGAAUAAAUAUAUUUUACAAAAUGAAAAAGAUGUUCCAGAAGAUGAAAGAAAAUAUUUAUAUCUUAUAAAUGGACUUCCAUGGCCAUUUAAAAGUCAAGAUACUAUAUAUGAAGUAUAUCAAAAAUAUUAUAAUAACAAAAAUAUGUUAUUAAUUAUAAAUAAAUCUUUAAAUGAUGUUUUUGAUAAUAAUAGUAGUUAUGCUAGAAUUAAUAACUAUGAAAACUUUUUCUGUAUCUAUCCUAAAAGUAAAAAUUCUUAUGAUAAAGGAGUUAAAUAUGUUAUGUCAAUUAUUUAUGAUGUUAAUAUUCCUAAAUUUAUUCAAAAUAAUAUACUUAAUCAAAUUUUUCCAGAUCUUAUAUUUAACUUACAUAAUACAUCUAUAGCUAUCACAGAUAAAACUGUAGGCACAGUUGUAGACUUGUCAAAAAGUGAACAGAACGCUUGGCAUGCACAUAGUUUAAAAGAAGUCAAGCCAUCAGAUACUCCAAUUGUUGAAAAUAUAUCAACUGAACAAGAAAAUUCUUAUGGAAUGGGUUUUAUUAAAAUGAUUUUUGUUGAUGGACCUUAUAAUUUUUGGAUUAUCAACGUUAACUUUUUUAAAAAAAUAUUUGGUUUGUUUUUUAAUACGCAAUAA
Molecule: messenger RNA, 1395 nt
Organism: Plasmodium adleri (nom. inval.)
Lineage: Eukaryota; Apicomplexa; Aconoidasida; Haemosporida; Plasmodiidae
Product: StAR-related lipid transfer protein
Exons: 1
Coding region: 1-1395 (464 amino acids)
Source: RefSeq, a predicted model, not a curated record